This is a messenger RNA of Diabrotica balteata, 1199 nucleotides long. Lineage: Eukaryota; Metazoa; Arthropoda; Insecta; Coleoptera; Chrysomelidae. The record is from the annotation of a GenBank genome assembly.
UUUUUGUUUAUAUUCUCAUUUUCUCAGUAGCUGAUUUUCCAUAAUACUUUUUAAUAUAAUUAAAUUUUGAUAAAGAUAUUUAACCCAAUUUGGCAAUCUGUUGAAAAUAUGUCCAAAAGGAACUACGAAAACGCUUUUAGCGAAACAAAAUUUAAAACUAUAGAUAACGGACGUCAAACUAACAAAAAACAUACUUUGGAUAGUGAUGAGGAAGAUGACGAAAUUGAAGAGGAUAAUGUCUUAAAUACUGAUGAUAUCGAGGGAGAGGAAGAAGGAACAGCCAGACAAGAUGGGGAACAAAAAAUGACAGCAUUUAACAUGAAUGAAGAAAUGGAAGAAGGUCAUUUUGAUAAGGAUGGUCAUUUUAUUUGGAACAAUGAAAAAGAAAUAAGAGACAGUUGGCUUGACAACAUCGACUGGCAGAAAAUUAAAGAAAAUGCAGAAAGUGACAAAAAGUACAGAGUAUAUGAAGAAGGUUUGGGUGCUGAAAGUGAUUCUGAAGAUGAAGACGAACAUUUUGAUGAGAUUGGUUCAUACAAAAAAAUGUUGAAGUAUAUGAAUCCCAAAGAGACUGUUAAUAAGGCAUUAAAACGUUUAGGGGGUGCUGAUAUGAAAUUAUCAAGUGUCGAAAGGCUAAAACGUAAAAAGGCUGGAACUUUAACUGGCUCUCAAGAUGUUACCGACCUUACUGAACUAGCAAAUGAAAUUUUAACAAAGCUAGGUAAUAUGGAUGUUUACCAAGAAACUUACGAGCAUAUUAAAAGUAAAGUUGAUGCUAGUGAAAAUAAGAAACAAAAAGUUGUUAAAGAAGCUGAACUGGAUAUGUAUGCUGAUGAUUUUGAUGAGAAGGAGAAAGCAAAAAUAGUAACAACUUCGAGUAGCAAUGAGGCAGUUGAUGAUGAUAAAGAUGUUCCUAAAGUAAGUACGCCAUUAAUGUGGGAAUUUAAAUGGAAAAUUGAGGAUGAGGAUGUACAAGGUCCGUAUUCUACCUCACAAAUGGUGAAAUGGUCGCAAGAAAAUUACUUUAAAAGUGGGGUAAUGGUUAGAAAAUGUGGAGAAGAUUCCAAUUUUUAUUCUUCGAGCAGAAUAGAUUUUGAAUUGUAUGAAUAAAUAAUUAUAUGUUUGAUUUUAUUGUUUGUAUUAAUAAUUUGUAAAUAUGUUUAUUAUUUAUACUAUUAAAAUCGAGAAUACCUUAUUAA